Molecule: messenger RNA, 6470 nt
Organism: Bursaphelenchus xylophilus (pine wood nematode)
Lineage: Eukaryota; Metazoa; Nematoda; Chromadorea; Rhabditida; Aphelenchoididae
Source: the annotation of a GenBank genome assembly
AUGAUCAUCAAUCAAAUUCCAUUCUUCGGCCUCGCUUUGGCCUUAUUUUUCUUCGAUUUAGCUAAUUCUUCGAUUUUUGAAAAAGUAGGCAUUUCAAAAAAUCUGGCGUAUUUUAAAAUGAAAAAUUAUUUUUGACAAACAAAUCUUAUUUUCAGGCGCACAAACAGCAAUGUCAGCCAAUUCACAUUGACUCUUGUUUGGACUUGCCUUACAACAGCACCAUUGCCCCAAAAUCGAAUAUUUUUGGGGAUGAACAGAGUGUAUGUUAAAGUUAAUUUUUUACGAAAAAUGUUUCCAUGACGUAUUUUACAAUCACAAAAAAAAUUAAAACCAAAAAAAAUUUUUUGUAUUUCAAAAUUUUUCGAUUUUUCAAUUUUUUUUUUUUUUUUUUUUUUGAGAAAAAGUAUCAAAUACGUAUGUUUGAAGUGUAAAACAAGAUUUUUCAUCAAAAAAAUCAGUUUUUGCAGCCAAAAUUUGCAACGAUAAAACAAAAAAAAGUUUUUUUCUGUUUGUCUCUCCUCAUUUUCCGCACUCUCUCGUCUGCAAAAGAUUGUUGAAUAAUUAUCUGGGUCCUUUCUGAAAGGGGCUUGCUGAAAUUUUCAGAAAUUCGUAUGUGGCCUAUCAGUCUGUCGGGAAAAUAAUGUGGAUUCGUCGUGCCUUGGAAUCGCCCAUCAACGCUUUGCGACGGCUAGCCGCGGCUGGAGAUUUGGCACGCGAAUGCGAUGAGGCCAGACAUUCCGUUGCGACAAAUCCACAUUAUUUCCCCGACAGACUGAUAGAAGAUACUGGCUGUAAAAUUUGAGGAAAAUUCGGGCAUUUUACAUUGAGCAAUAAUAGCUCAACUAAAUUUUUUGACUUUUUUGACCAUUUUCUCAAAAAAUCGGGCUUUUUUGUAAAAUUUUUUUACUACGUAAUCAAUUUUAAUUAUCCUACUUUACUAUUCGUACCAAAAUUCAACUAAUUCUUCAAUAAUUUUUUUUCAGCUAAGCGAACAAGUCCGUCAUUUCAACCCACUCUUCAAAACCAAAUGCUCUUCUCACCUCAAAUUUUUGGUCUGCAGUGUUUUUGCGCCAAUGUGUCCGCCGGAAAUGCCUCAAGCGGUAACAAGUUGUCGAUCCGUCUGCGAAGAGGUAAGGGACUUUUUAGUUGAUAAUUUCUUUGAUUUUUAGGUAAAACGCGAUUGCAUGUCAAUUCUGUCCGAAUUUGAUAUCAAAUGGCCGAGUUUGUUGAAUUGCACAAACUUCCCGUUGGAGCCGGAGCUUUGCAUGAAGCCGGCGGCAGCGCCAGCCAGAGUUACCACGCAGUAAGUUGAUUUUGGACGAUUUAGAACGCUUUUUGCGGGUCAGGAAGAAAUUUGGAAAAUUGCGAAAAGUUAUGGAUAAUCUUUAGUUGAAUUUGGCCUAGAAAAAAACCAUAAGUUUUCGUGAAUUUUUAAAAAAUUUCAAGUUGUACCUGGAAGUGCUAAGAUUGUUUCUACAUACGGAAAAUGACUUAUUAUCACUCUUUAUUUGAUUACCAACGUUUUACAGAACGAUUUUAUCAUGAUUUUUGACUUUGAAAAAUCGCAAAAAUUUUUUGGACAAUUUUUUUACUUACAGAGUACCACAGGUUACACACUCCGAUUUUCUUGAAAUUUGGCACACGUGUCUUUCAUAGACCAGACAUCUAUCCCUGAAAAUUUUAGCUCGCUAAUUCCAGGGACAGCCGAGAUAUUCAGCGACUUUUCGAGAGAGUACGCAAAACGCAGAGGUCAGAGAGAAAAGGAAUUUUUGGCCAUAUCUUUGCCAGUUUCGUGAGGAAAACACUAAUUUUUUGCAGAAACGUUACACUCUACCAUAGAAAUAAGUAUGACAAUUUUCAUACUAAAAUUCGCAAAAAAAUCGGUAUUUGAAGGCCUCGAAAAUAUCCAAAUUUGAUGUCCAAACUCAAAAAUUUGCAUUUUUCAUUAUAAAAUACGAAUCAUCAAAACGUCUAUAACAUAAACAGUAAAUAAAUAAACUCCAGCUCAACACGCUCUCCAAUCUUCAACAGUCGUCCGCGUCAGAACCACAUCAAUCCCAUUCCGCAUCAACUUCCCUCUUGUCCGGCGGAUCUCCUCAAUUUGGACCCAACCGAUGCCAAUUCGAAGUGCGCCCUCCCCUGUAAUCGGCACUUUCUUUUCUCUCAAGUAAGUAGAAUGCAAUGUAAAAUACGUCAGAGGUAUACCCAACAGUCUGUCGGGAAAAUAAUGAGCACUCUGUCGCAUCGAAAAUCGCCGCCGAAAAAAUAAAUUGUGUCGCCGAAAAAUCAAAUUGCUGUUUAUUUUAGCGAUCGGCGCAGCACGUCAAGAAAAAAUAAAAGAAAAACGGGCGCCCAAUGAAAAAGCCUAGUAUUUUUUUUGGCAUUCUGCCCGGUGCAAAUCCGUUUUUGUCCAAAUGGUUUGCAAGAUUUUGACAUAAAGAUUAAUAGUAAAUCACAAGAUAUUGAUACCAAUAGAAAGCUCGAGAGUUGCUUAAGCUAAUAGAACCAAAAUAUACCCAUAACAUAGUAUUUUGACAGUCUUCCAAGGCGAAGAAAACAACGUCUAAAUAAAAUUUUGUAUCGACGAUACCGAGUCAGAGAGAACUGGAAGGGGGUAUAGGCUCCACGUCAAAAAAAUCCUUAAACUAUUCUUCGAGUAUCUACAUCGGUCUCGUCCCGCUUGAUGGGACAGUUUUUUUGAUAUUCGGCCUUGAAAUUUGCACUAUUUUUAGCCUAGCUCGAACCGUGUUCAAAAAAUGCGUCACGAUGACACCCAUUCAGAAUGUGCCAGUGGUAUAAAAAACAGUUGUAUACGACUAGUAGUACUCCCUAGAGUUCCCAUAAAAAAAAUAGGUUAAACAUUGUUGUUAUGUGCGAUUUGGAUGACAUAUUUUAUGAAUUUUUUUUCGCUGUGAGAACCUUUGCAAUGCCCGGAAUUUCUUGACGUGCGCAGCGACAUUGAGCUUAUUAUUUUCCCGACAGACCGAAUGAUAUUUGUAGCUCCAAAAUCAAGUUUAUUUUCCAGGAAAAGAGCGAAAUGGCGGAGCACUGGCUUUUGACCGGCGCCUUGGUGAAUGUGAUCGUCACUGCGUUCACAUUUUUGACGUUUAUGAUCGACCGAGACAGGUUUAGAUUCCCUGAACGGUAAGGAAUUUUCGAGCUAUGAUUUUCUGAGCCAAAUUGCCAGAGGCCUUGAAAAAUCACAGUUUUUAAAAACUUUUUGUUUGUUUUCGACCAAAAAACUUUUUUUUGAUGUAGCUUUUGGAAUUUUUGAGUAAUAAAAAUGAUUUUUGGCGGAAUAAUAACAGCUAGCAAGUAGAAUAGAAAGCCAAAUUUUUGAAUGCAAGGACCGGAUUUUUUUCAGAAUUUUGGCAUUUUUUGACUGAAAAAAAUGAAUUGGCUUUCUGCAAAGCGCGGGCUAAAAAUCUCAAAUUUUUCUUUGAAAAUUCUUUCCUUAUUUGAGCCACAACUUCAUUAGAAUCUACGCAUAGCUUUUUCAACUCGCUUAUGUAGCCCUAAGGGCAUAGAAAUCAGUUUCUUUCAACUAUACUCCCAUAUCAGGCUAUCGGAAAAAUAACAAGCGCAAUGUCGCUGCCCGUCUCUGAAAUGAAAAACAAUUUGAUUUUGCCGCGAAACAAUUCAUUUUCUUGCCAGCGACGCAAUUUUCGCUGCGACAGAGUGCUCACAAUUUUCCAGACAGACUGAUAUUUCUUCAAACCUUUCCCAAGUUUCCUACGAAAACAUUCUCUUUUCGGUCCCCCAUUACUUCCCCCUCAUAUUUCAACGGAAGGAAUCAGGCCAUUAAAGCGGCGCGAAAUAUUUCACGCUUCAGCCGGAAAAGCAAUGAAAUUCAUGGGUCAGAGGCGGUUGUGUUAGCGCCUCCAACUUCAAAGGCCGCGCGCGCUGAUAAAUGGCCGCAGCGAGCGAGGCGGCGAGGGCCAUAAAUCGUGCGGGAAUUGCGAAAAAAUUGACAUAGACUUAUUGCCGACAAGGUCCGACUGAUAAGACCGACGGGAUGUUACAAUAGACGGAAAAAGAAGGGGACAAAAUGAAUUUUUGAAUGAAAAACAAAUGAUUUUCGAAAAGAUUUGCCUUCAGAAGCAGUGAAAACUUUGAAUGACAUACAUUUCGACAUUUUCUUAUCAACAGAACCUGUCUAUAACGAGCAGCUGCAAAGUUCGCAAGGGUCAUUUUUACAAGGAAAGUAUUCCAAGUGCGACGCUCAGAUUUUUUUUAAGUUUUGCAUACACAUCGGCCAUAGGCCAAAUAUCAUUUGCUGAAAAUUUUAUAUUACGCUUUGCAAGCGCCGCUAUUCAACGAUCUUUGCCAGCGAGAGAGUACGAAAAAUGCGGAGAGCAGUCAGAAAUAAAAAGACUUUUUUGCGGUAUCUUUUCUAGUUUUAUGCGGAGAAAAUUUAUUUUUUAAAUCAUUAUUAUCUACGGCAGAAAUUGGCAAGGAACUUUUCACUAUAAAAUUUGCAAAAAAGUGUCAAAUUUUCGCCAACUUUCGACCCAGAAAUCUUAGUCGUUCCUGCAAGACGCGAGCUAUGAGUCUCGCAUAUUUUUUAUAAAAAAUUAUUCUAAAUCUGUGCCGAGCCUCAUUAAGAACUGAGCGUCGCACUUGGAGUACUGGCCCGGUAAACAGUGGUAUUUUUCUGGAAUGAUGACUUACAUAAAUUUUUUGUUGGAAUUUUUUUUUAUUUUUUUCUUCCACUAUUUUAUAAAUCACCAGAUAGCGUCAUCCGCAAGGUCAUUCGCGCGUCGGAACAAAUUAUGUGUCCCUAUAAAAAACAUGACAUCAGCUUCAACACAUUACUCAAACCCCCUCAGAAAACAUUGAACUUUCUGAAAUUUAUAGCUUUUUUAGCUAAAAAAAAACUAAAUUUUUUGUCACGUCAUCUAAAAAAUCUGAUAAGUUUCCAGAUCCGUAUUUUACAUUGCGCUUUGCUCAUUGACAUCAUCAUUGCCGUAUCUCAGCCGUUACUUUUUGACAUACGAACAGACAGGAUGCGAUCGUAUGCCGACUGGGAGACUGUUCUUGGUCCAUGAAGGCCUUGACAACACAGUGUGUGUGUUGUCGUUCCUCUUCAACUACUACUUCGGAAUGGCCGGCUGUGUUUGGUGGCUCAUGUCGACGUUUAUUUGGUGAGUGAUGAUUUGUGUUUUCUAAAGGAUACGCCCUACGAACUCCAGCGUAUUUUAAAAUUAUGUUUUUUUUUUGAGAAAUUAGAUUGAAAACGUUGGCAGACUGAUUACUCAUUGUCAGAAUAAAAUGAAAUAUCACCGUUAAGGUUUACAUACACAUACUUUUCCAUAUACGAUGAAAGCGCCGUACAACAAAACCUCUCUAUAACGAAAAAAAUUUUUAGCACUUGACUAACAGUCUGUCGGGAAAAUAAUGAGCACAAUGUCGCUUCGCCAAUCGCGUCGCUGAAGUGAAAAGCAAUUUUUUUUUCAGCGGCGAGACAAUUUUCAAUACAACAGAGUGCUCAUUAUUUUCCCGACAGACAGAUAUUACUAUUUUCAUAAAGUGCAUGGGCAUUUUCUCGCCGUCCGCACCGUUCAGAAAAAGCACCCAAUUUGCACUGUGCAUUCAUAUAUUUUUUUGUUUCGCACCGUGCAUUUGAAAUAUCGCUACGAUGCAUCUGUUUGUGUCCGUUGCGCGAUGUAGACUUUUUCCAACUGGGCCGCCUUGCAUUUGCACAGUGCAAAGGGCUUUUCUGAGGUUUGCACUGUGCGUUGGCGACAAGCGUAGGAAAAAGUUGAAAAUGCACUGUGCGGAAGGUAAAAAAUGUCCCUGCACGUUUAUCAGUCUGUCGGGAAAAUAAUGAGCACUCUGUCGCAUCGAAAAUCGCAUCGCCGCCGAGAAAAUGAAUUGUGUCGCGGCAAAAUCAAAUUGCUUUUCACUUCAGCGACGCGAUUGACGCAGCAACUUUUCGCUCAUUAUUUUCCCGACAGACUGUUAAAGUACUAAAAAGAAUUUCUGCUAGACUUUUGUUUCUGUAAAAAUUCCAAAAUUUGUCUCAAUUCCCAUGCGAAACAAAAACAAGUGGAAUUGAUGCACUCUUCCGGAGAGUCGAUUGUUUUUUUGGAUUUUUCGGGGAAAUUAGAUUAAACCGGGCCCUCUCCCGCGAUACGCAACCAUGAAGCUUUGGCCUCGAAUUCGGAUUCUAAUCGAGUUUUUGCGAAACAAAAAAUUUCUGGGCGUAAUUACUGGAAAAGAUGGCCUUGAAGCUUAUUUGAAAAAUGGGGAAUGUCAAAAAAACAAAAAAAAAAUAAUUUUUUUAAAAAACAAGUUAACUAUAGACAAAGAAAAAAACAUUAUUUUUCAGGUAUUUGUCAACGGCAAGAAAAUGGGUUCAGGAAGAAAUCGAGAAGCGGGAAGUUUACCUUCAUCUUGUGGCCUGGGGUCUCCCGGCGCUUCCAUCAAUCACAAUUUUGAUUCUUCAAAAGGUAAGAAAUGGGGUUUAA